CUGAUGGUGGUAGCUAUGCCACGGGCUCGUUAUCUCUCUGUAGUGUAGUAAGAAAUUGGCUGUGUGCUAUUUGAAACGAUAGGGGAAAUAUACGUUUUGCUGUGUUUAGAGAAAAUUAUUAUAAGUUUUAUGUUUACGAGUUUAGAGUGUUUAAUUUAGUAUGGAAUUUUCUUGAUAAGCUUAAUUUAGUCGUACGAAAUUAAGAAGUUAUUUAAAAAGUGAUAUUGGACAAGGCAUUAAGAUGGAACUUAUAGGACAAAGUUUGUCAGAAGUUGUGUGCAAUAUGUGUGCGUUCCACAGAAAGUUUUUAACUAGAAGGCGAAGUAAUUACGUCAAAAUGGGCGCAGUUUAUGCGGCUUUUGUGAUGUGUAUAUUAGCAGACAUAGUUGGAUGUUAUAAUUUAGAUUUAGAGACGGUCACGGUACAUGCGGGGGAGAGGGAUAGUAUGUUUGGAUAUUCCGUGGCACUUCACGAUGACCAAGGCUCAAAAUGGUUGUUGGUAGGCGCCCCACGUGCUCCCACACGGCAACCCGGCGUCACGCGGGGCGGGGCAGUCUACAGAUGCCCGCUUGACAACCGGCUUAACUGUCAGCAGAUACCUUUCGACACUAAAGGCAAUGAAAUUCGACACAACGGGACCCACUAUCGUGACGUAGAAGACAAAAGUGACCAGUGGUUUGGGGCAUCCUUGUACAGCUCCAGCAAUGGUACCAUCGUGGCAUGUGCCCCUCGUUACGUGUAUUUCUCUAGCCGACUGGACAAGCGAGAACCAGUUGGGACAUGUUACGUUGCCCGACCCUCGUCAACAGACUAUGAGGAAUACUCGCCAUGCAAAUCAAGAGUGGACGGCUUGCCGCUGAUACGAGAUCAAACGCAUAAGCAGGGUUACUGUCAGCUUGGGUUUUCUGCGGUGUUAACCUCUCAAGGGAGGCAACUUCUGAUUGGUGCUCCAGGCAGCUGGUACUGGCAAGGUCAGCUAUUCAACUUCAACUUUGAGGAUGGACCAGGGAGAUACAAGUCCACACCAGAGGGUCAACAAAAUGACGACUACUCUUACAUGGGGUACUCGAUGGCAGUUGGACAGUUUGAUUCCGAUGAUAUUGAAGACUAUGCAGUUGGAGUACCCAGGGGCAGGCAACUCCAGGGCAAAGUUGUGCUGUACAGACAGAAUCUGACCAUCAUUGAUAUCAUCAGGGGAGAGCAGUUUGGCUCCUACUUCGGAUAUUCACUAGCUGUAACUGAUAUUGACAAAGAUGGACUUGAUGAUGUGAUUGUGGGAGCUCCACUGUUCUCUGACUACAGUACGGACAACACAUAUGAAACAGGCCGAGUGUAUAUCUUCUACCAGGAUGCCAAGCGGUCUUUUACAAAGCGUAACAAGGAUGUUUUGGAUGGACAUGACUCUCAGUCCAGAUUUGGUCUGUCAGUUGCAGCCAUAGGGGAUAUCGACUAUGACAACUAUAACGACAUAGCGGUAGGUGCACCAUAUGGAGGCAAAAACGGCCGAGGAGUCGUCUACAUUUACCAUGGCAGUAUGAAGGGAAUCAUAACAGAUGUACAACAGGCCCUCCAUGCGGAUGAUGUUAUACAAGAGGGAGCAGAGACAUUUGGUUGGUCACUGGCUGGAGGGAUGGACAUGGACGAAAACAAGUAUCCAGAUCUCAUGAUAGGGGCGUAUAACUCUAACAGGGCUGCUUUGGUAAGGAGUCGUCCUGUGGUACGUGUGACCCCGACCAUCAGUGUGGACCCUGAGAACAUUACAUUGAGCUCGGAGAACGAGAUCUGCGUCAUCAACAACGGGGCCACCAAAGUGCAGUGUAUCACAGUGAAUGUGUGUAUUCUGUUCAAUGGUGUGGGUGUGCCCGACCAGAUGGAUUUCCAGAUGAACAUCACGUUUGACUCCCUGAAGAAUGACUCGAGCCGCAUGUACUUCCUGCAUUCUGAGACAACACGGGAGGAAAGCAAGGUGGAGCGGGCGUACAAGGGCGUACCCAAGUGUGAACGAUUCUUUGGGUACCUUGUGAAAAACAUUCGUGACAAGCUGACCCCUAUCGUAACAGACUUCAGUUUUGACAUCGUUGACAAGGCUGUGCGCAGAAGUCCAAGGGAGGUGCGUCCCAUCCUCAACCAGAGGUCACCUACCACCAUACAUGCUGAGGCCAACAUCAUGAAGAACUGUGGCCAAGACAAUGUGUGUAUUCCUGACCUCACCAUCACCGCCAUGCACACGCACGACUCUUACACACUUGGCGAGGAGAAGGAGCUUGACAUUCUUGUGUUUGUAACAAACAAAGGAGAAGAUGCGUUUGAGUCCAUCCUCAAUAUCACUGUACCCGAGGGCGUGGAGUUCAGGAAAAUCAAGGACAAGAAAUAUGAGAUUCCAAUCUUCUGUAAUGUGUUCAACAAAUCAUUCAUAUCCUGUGAUCUUGGUAAUCCACUGCCUGCAAAGUCACGGACAAACUUCACCCUUGUUGCCUUACCCAAGAACAUCACUGGGAAUGAGCCGGAGAUGGUGUUCAGGAUUGCGGUCAACAGCUCCAAUGCUGAGAAUAUUUCUGAUUAUCGGAACAACGUAGCUGAGAUUAAGAUUCCCCUCCAGCAAGCUGCCAACCUGAGAAUUGGAGGAAAACCCGUACCAGAGCAGUUUGUGUACACCGAGUCUGAUGUUCGACAGUAUCGGCAAAAAGGGGUGCAGGGGCCGGUCAUUGAACAUCGAUACUUUUUGAAUAACCGUGGCCCAACUGGCGUGAAGACGGCCAUGUUGACCAUCGACUGGCCAGGUCAGGAUGAGAAUGGCCUCAACUUUCUGUAUAUGGACCAGACGCCCAUCGUUUCCAGACCAGAUAUCUCCUGUAUACUGCUCAACAAAACUUACACCAAAUAUUCAGAGGGCCCUGACUCUGACACUGUGAUAAUUGACCAGCGGGAUACAGGGGACACAUCUCAGGUAAAACGCCACAAAAGGGAGGCAACCGGGCAAUCUACAGGGGAUGAUACUCCGGAUAAGAGAGAUGUACAGACAAGGGCUGCCAGGGAACUUAAGACAAUUAAAUGUGAGGAGGGAAAGCUUGGCUGUGUCCAUGUACAGUGUACUAUUGGGGAGAUCAAGCCAUAUCAGAGUGUCAACAUCACCAUCAGAGCAAAGAUCUGGACCAGCACAAUUGUACAUAAAAAGUUACAGCAGCCAUUUUACUUCGUAUCCAAGGCGAAGGCUGAGGUUUUAGCGAUGCCGUUUAAGAUGAAGAUAGCCUCCAGCACUCUCUCUUUGUCUGUAAAUGAGAUAUCAACAUAUGUAAACCCUGAAAGAUUACAUCCGCAAAGGAAAGGUAUAGAACCAUGGAUUAUCGGAGUUUCCAUAGCAGCAGGCCUUCUUGUUCUACUGUUGUUGAUUGUUCUACUGUGGUGGUGUGGGUUUUUCCGUCGCCGCCGACCAGAGGAGAGAGCUUUUCUUACAUCAGCAGCUCAAAAUGGGGAUUUUAGUCCUGUCAAUGAUCGAGUGCCAGAUUCUAAAUACAAAUACACAUAAUGACAGGUAUAAUCGCUUAAUAAGACGGCUGAAGUUUGGAAUUUUGUCUCCAUAAUGGGAUGCUUAUUUCUGAAAAAAAGCAUUCAAAAGUAUGCUUGACAGUGUGACAGAAUAGAGGAAAUGUGUUAGUGUGAGCUGCAUGUAUACAUAAACAAUGUCUGAAUAAAAUGUACAUGACAAGUGACAGAAAAAUUAGUGGGCUACAAAUAAGUAGGCUACAUGUAUACAUAAGUAAUUGUAUACAUAAGUAAGUGGGCUACAUGUAUACAUAACUCAGUGUAUACGUAAGUAAGUGGGCUACAUGUAUACAUAAGUAAUUGUAUACGUAAGUAAGUGGGCUACAUGUAUACAUAAACAAUGUCUGCAUACAACAUACAUGAUGGAGAAGUAUAGAUGUGUUCAUCUGUUUACAUAGACAAUUACACUUGGUCGAUGAAUACCGCACACAUUAAAGGUCUGCAAUGAUUGGAUCGUUAGUCCUGCAGACCUAUUAUCUCUAGGCAUUGUUUAAUGUUGCAAUGUGCUGAAAAUCCAUCAUAAAUGGACACAAUAUGUGCCUGUGAUUUUAAGCCUUAUCAAGCAGUGUGUUGAAAGUGUCAUUAUGGCAUACUCUCCACAGUAUGACAUGUAGAUUUAAAACAAAAUCUAACUGACAUUCAGCAGCUACCAAAGUUCUUUUAAAAAAUAAUAUGAUUGCUGAAAAUUGUUUAUUUAUUUCUUAUUGAUUCUUUCAGCAGGACAUUAAUAAAGUUAUUAAGCUGCAUUGUUUUUGAAAUGAAUGGUAUGAAUAGUGACUUACAUAUCAUGUAAGUUUCGACAUUUAUGUUUAACACCCUGGUGCUGUUGUUGAUAAUGCUUUUAUAUAUGUGAUGUUCAAUACAUUAUUCUGUAAGUAUUUUUCAUGUUUAUGACUCUGUGAGUUUAUUGAAAAUUUAAACACCCAUUUAUAAUACAUAUAUACGGUAGUUACAAUAAGACAUGAGAUCCCACUGUCUGUUAUGAUAGCAACAGACAGAGUAUAUACAAGGUAAUCCAAUGAGUGCCAUAAAGUAUAUGCACAUGUUCAUAAAGUAACAUUGAUUAAAUAUGUGGACAUCAAUCAUCUAUUGCUCAUAUGAAAAAUGGCAGUAUGAAAAAAAUAAGAAUUAAGUGUGUGAGCGUUAAACCCUUAAAAGAAGAACAUGGCAAAUUAAAGAAGAUAUUUUUGGCACAAUUUGAAGAAAUUCAUGGCAAAUAUAUUGGAUGGACGCAAUGUAAUUAUGAAAUUGCUGAUAACAUGAUUUGUUGGAUGACAAAUUUACUAUGUAUUUCAUUUUAUUUAUUUAUAAUGUAUUGUGAUAAUAUAGGCAAAGUUUGUUGUUGUAUAUUCAUGUGAAAGUUAUUGUUGUACUGUUGUAGAAGUUGAAGAUAAAUAGAGUUGUCAUCUUGAACAGUUAACUCAACAAAUUUUCAGAUAAUCUGGUGUAUUUCAAAAAGAGGUCCAACUAUUGCAUUUGUUAUAGAGCUAAUUCAAGUUUUUGUCGAUGUGUUAUAAUUGUUAAAAGAAAAUCAAUGUCUGACCGUAUAAACUGUUAUAGGCCUAGUUUAAGGAAUGUUUGGCAUGAUAAUCCCCUGCUGUGCAUCCCCUGCUAAUUGCACUGGUGUCACAGUAGGGGCCAAUUUCCUGUGUAUUCGUUUAUUGGCUCAGGGCCAUUUAGGGUCCACUUAUAUAAUAACACAUCCAAAACUGCACAGUAGGAUACUCAGAUUGGAGAUCUGAUAAGACAAUUAGGCAAUACGAUUAAGAUCAAUUAACAGAGGUUGUAAACUAAUACAUGGUUUGGGGGGGGGGGGGGGGUCACUUAUAGAAGGCUUAAACUAGGCCUUUAACAGGGUCCUUAACACCUAAUGAAAAUACUAUCAUUUGACAGACUGUUUUCUAGCUUAAUGUUAAAUAGAUUAUGUAUACUUCUAAAAAAUAUAUAAUUCAUUCAUACAUUUUAGGAUGAAAUUAAAUUGGAUAAAAUGCCGUCAUCAUUUUCACCACAAUUAUUUCAAAAUGCUGUACAACUUAUAAUGCUUGCUUGAGUGACUAUUUGGUCAAAGACCAAUGAAUGUUUUGACAUUAUUCAUAAAAUAGAUAGGUAUUUGUUAAAAAGUUAUUUCCAUAUUCACAUAUUGAUUUUUCUACGAUUUCACUGCUUUAUUGGAAAAUGGAUAUUAAUGUGUGUCAUUUUACUUGUUCCAUCAUUUAUUUAAAAAAAUAUCUCCAACAUUGAACAUUAAUUUACCAUAACAUUGAAUCAAAAGCUUUAUUGUAUUUAAAGAAUCAAUUUUAAUGCCUGAAAAGCCUUUUUCAUUUUUUAGUUUAUUAUGUUUUUGAAUAGGCGUUUGUUCAUUUAGUACCAGCCUUUAUACUGAAUAAUGUAUUGUUUUUAUGGAGUAGGCUGUUUUUAUGCGGUUGAUAAUUUAUAAACUUGUAUACCAAUUGAUUAAAUAGAAGUUUAUUUCCAGGAAUGUUUGAAAGCACAAUUAAAAUGUCAUGGAGUAGAAUAAAACAUAUUAUACAAAAAACCAACAUCAAUAAUAUUGAUUCGUUAAUAUGUUUUUAAGGCAGUUUUAUUGUAAGAUUAUUGUUAAAAAGCUAGGCAGUUAUAAAGCUUGCAGAAUUGAUAGAGAAGUCAACAUGUUCAUUCUGUAGAAAUAAGAGACUUUAUAUUAUAAUGCAAAUAGUUGACCCCCAAAUCAAGUCAAAACAUUUUUAGUAAUGGUUUAAGGUUAUUAGAAUUUACUUAUAAAAAUAAAUGCCUUGUUUUGAUGCAAAACAGCCACAUAAACAUUUGUUGUGUAUUUUAUUGUAAGACCAUUCUCAUGCAAACUUUAAAAACAAUUGUGGUCAACAUUUUCUUGUGUAAACUAGCUACUAAAUACCUGCUUUAAAUCAGUAUUGACUGAUUGCUGAUUUACUGAAAUAAAUGUUUUGGCAAACUUGAGAAAUACUGCCUUCUCAUUGGUCAAAAGAAAUUAACAUUACAUUAACAAGUCAAUCAACAUGUUAUUACACAAUGUUCUAAAAAUUGAUGCACACUUUCUUCCUGUACUCCAUAGUGAUGUCAAAUGUAAAAGAAAUAUGUUUAUAUGUAAAAUUAUUCUAUGCAUUUUGUAUUGUUUUGUCAUUUUAGUAAUAAAGAUAUUAUUAUAUGUUUGUAAA
Messenger RNA from Mya arenaria, 6716 nucleotides. RefSeq names its product integrin alpha-8-like. Gene Ontology annotation, biological process: cell-matrix adhesion; cell adhesion mediated by integrin; integrin-mediated signaling pathway. Gene Ontology annotation, molecular function: integrin binding. Bases 242 to 3526 code for a protein of 1094 amino acids. The transcript is spliced from 29 exons. The record is from RefSeq and is a predicted model, not a curated record. NCBI's taxonomy places the organism in Eukaryota, Metazoa, Mollusca, Bivalvia, Myida, Myidae. Gene Ontology annotation, cellular component: external side of plasma membrane; integrin complex.